Messenger RNA from Stegastes partitus (bicolor damselfish), 2722 nucleotides. RefSeq names its product DNA-damage regulated autophagy modulator 2b (gene dram2b). The coding region runs from base 274 to 1089 and encodes 271 amino acids. The record is from RefSeq and is a predicted model, not a curated record. NCBI's taxonomy places the organism in Eukaryota, Metazoa, Chordata, Actinopteri, Pomacentridae. Gene Ontology annotation, biological process: photoreceptor cell maintenance; regulation of autophagy. The transcript is spliced from 7 exons. Gene Ontology annotation, cellular component: lysosome.
ACCGAGCGAGCACACGGACGUGAGUGUCAAGUUUAAAAGUUUAGUCUUUAAAUGGCGGUUUGGAGCCACGGCGAGGAUCAGCGGAGGAUAACGGAGCUCUGAACGCCUCGGUCCGAGUUUCAAAGACGUGUUUGUCGUGCUUUGACCGCUUCAGGAGGAUCAUGGUCGCCGGAAGGCUCCAAUAACUGAACCAGCAACACACACACACACAAACACACCUACACACACACACACACACACACGUACACACACACACACACACACACACACACCAUGUGGUGGUUCCAGCAGGGUUUGUGCUUCCUUCCUGCCGCUCUGGUUGUCUGGACGGCGGCGUCCUUCGUCUUCGCCUACAUCACGGCGGUGGUGCUGAGACACGUGGACCCUCUGGUGCCGUACAUCAGGUCUGAACCUCCACACACACACCUGAACAGCGCCGUCGUACAUGUUUCUUGUGUUGCAGGCAUCGCCACGGUCUACGUCCGCUACAAACAGGUGGAGGCUCUGACGGGUGAAGACGAGCUCAAGCUCCGCAGACUGAACCGCAUCGGGCUGCUGCUGGGUUUGAUCAGCUCCUUUGGGAUGUGUGUGGUGGCAAACUUCCAGAAGACCACUCUGUUCUCCAUGCACCUGGUCGGGGCGAUACUCACCUUCGGGGUCGGAGCGCUCUACAUCCUGGUCCAGACGCUGCUCUCCUUCUACAUGCAGCCCCACGUCCACAGCAGGACCACCUACCUGGUUCGCCUCACCAUCGGAGCCUGCACCCUGGGCAGCAUCAUCAGCAUGUUCGUGUCGUCCGUCAUCAUGUACAGCGUUCUGUCGGGGGUGGACGUACCUCGCAAGCUUCACUGGACUCCUGGAGAGCCGGGCUACGCGCCUCACAUCGUCAGCACGGUGUCUGAAUGGUGUCUGGCCUUCUCCUUCAUCAGCUUCUUCCUCACCUACAUCAGGGACUUCCAGAAAAUCAACCUGCGAGCCGUGGCCGUGGUGCACUGCAGCCACCUCUACGACCGGCCACACGGGGGCGUCGCAGCGUCGCGUCAGAACAAACCCUCUGAAACUUCUCCGCUGCUGGCGGGAUCCACGUGACCGGCGGCUCCGACUUAAACUGCUUCUGUUUUUACCCUUUUUCUAACUAUCUGAAGGCUUUCUGUGGAGCUUUUAAAAACGCUGGAGGCUUUUAAAGGGUCAGUUCACACAAACAGAUCCUCCUUCUGUAAGUACGCAGCCAGAGAUCUUCAUCUCAAGAAUCUGAAGGUGAAUAAAAUGCACUUAAAGCAGCUGGAAUAUAAAAGCAGUGAAGUCAAACUGACAGCAGAUGACGUUUGGGUGAACUGACUCUGUAAAACCAAAUAUGACGCUUUUGCACCUUUUCUUCAAACUGUGUCUCCGUCGCUGCACUUUAUAUCCAGUUUUACAGAGAGUUUACUGACAUCUGUAGAUUAUUAACUGCAGGUCUUUUACACACGUUGCUGAAAACUUUGAUGCUGUUUGCUAAUAAAAUAUCCAGUUUAAAUCUGAGCCAGGGUUUUUUUAGCUGCUUUACAUUUACUUUAAUUAAUUUUUUUAUCCAUUUUAUCGUCGUUUGCAGGAACUGCUCUGAUAAUAACUACAUGUAAGACGACUAAGCUGUAAUGUUGAGCAGUUCAUGAAAUAGAAAUUGUUUUAGUAUUAUAAAUGCGUUAUAUUUGUACAAACGUUAAUUAUUCGUUCUAUUUCUGUGUCUUUAAACAGUGAUUUUAGACGUUAUUGCUUUAAAACAACACUUAAAGGCGGUUCAGUUUGCUGUAAGGACCAGUUUUCUUACUUUUCUUUCUUCUUGGAGCAAAACAAACCAACACACUGAGCAUCAAAGCUGUUUUUGUUCAUUUCAUUAUAUGUAAAAAGCCAAUAAAUUAGGUUUAGCUGAAUCUCACCAGCUGCUUUUUCCUGCGUUUAUGUUUUUACGUUUUAGAUAAGAAGCUUUGAAAAGUGUAACUGUGGCUCUGAGACACGACUAACUUUGAACUUUUGUCUUUAGGAGUUUAUUUUAAACAAUAAACAGAUUUAUAUACACAUUUUUGCUCAACUAUAAAUUGUCUAAACGCACAUAAACUGCACAGAACCUGCCGAAUAUUAGUGGAUUACUGCAAAUGUUUUCACUGCUGAUUGAUUGAUUCAUGGAUUUAUGGUCGUUUGUCGAUCAGCGUUUCUCAGAGAUGAUAAAUGUUUUGUUUCGAUUUUCAGUUUGCUGCCACAAAGGAGGAAAGAAAGCAGAAAAUAUUCACGUUUAAAAAGCAGGACUGUUCCUCAAACCAAUUAAUAAACCAUCAAGAAUGAUCAAUAAUUCAUGGACUCAUCUGAUGAAGCACCUAAAACCUUGUCCAUCAACACUUUUGUCUAAAACCAGACCAGUGAACCAGACGUUUGCUGAUUAUUUCAUCAUUUAAUUUACUCAUAAAUAAUAAUAAAAUAAAAAAAAAAAACAGCUGCUGAAUGACUUUCUGCUUUUUUCCAGGUUGUUUUCACACUGAACUGAUUUUCAUCUGAAAACAUUUGUCACUGCCGUCUUAUAUUGUAUGCAUCAAACUAUUAAUCAUGUUAUUGAUCAUCAGAUCAUCACCACUAGUUUCUGCUGUAACAGCUUUGUACUGUGGACAGAAAUUAAACGGCACUAUUUUGUACUAUUUGCUGAAAUUAAACUUUUCUUAAUGUAAAAAAACAACAACAUAUCAGCUGCAAA